UGUCGUUUUUAUCUACAGAGCUCCGAUCCACUCGAUCUAUAGACGUAGAUGUCAGUGGGAUGGGUUCACGUAGAGGUGUUGGUAGAGGUUCACUCGACUCAUCGCCCGUGCAUUUGGUUCGUGCAGUCUUGUUAUUUCCACCUAUUUCUCUGCGAAGAGAAAUAGACAAUAAUGGCAAUAAGUUAUUCUCUGUUGAACUUAAUUAAUUAGUUAAAAUCUGAAUAUCAUUAGUAACAUUUCGGUGAUCCAUGUACACAAAAACAAUAAAAAUGCCAGCCAUGAAAGAUUCGAAUAUUGUUAAAAUUGCCGUGGAAAUGACCGAUCAGGUCCCGCAGUUAAUCGAAUUUAACCAGAAGCAACCCUUGGCCGGAAUAAUCCAGGAAUUGUGCAACGGGUGGGGCCUUUCAGACCCAGAUAGAUUUGCUCUGCAGUUUUCGGAGAAUAAUAAUCACAAUUACAUCACUGAGAAAAAUCGUAAUGAAAUAAAGAAUGGGAGUGUUUUAAGAUUGGAACAUUCGCCUUCAAAAACAGCCAGUGACAUUCUGACCAAACUAAACGUAGGAAAUGGUGAUGAGAAGACAGUGGCUCUGGAAAAAUUAAGCAAACUAAGUACGGAUGUAACUUUUGCGUUGGAAUUUAUAAAUAAACAAGGUUUAGCACUCAUCAUUUCACAGGUAGAGGCUGGAAAAUGGAAAACAAGUGCGUUGGCUCAUUCCCUGCAAUCAUUUGUUGAACUGAUGGAUCAUGGAAUCGUUUCGUGGGAUAUUUUGGAAUCUCCAUUUAUAAAUAAAGUAGCGAGUUAUGUAAACAAUCAAGCAACUCCUCAAGACUCAAAGGUGGUCGAAGCUUCUUUGAGCAUACUUGAAAACAUCGUUUUGAACUCCUCUGGAAAAUAUGGCCAGGUUGAGAAGGAAGUGACUUUUCCAAAUUUGGUGAUGCAUCUCCAAAGCUUAAGCCCCCAAAUACAGCAAAACGCAAUUGCGCUGAUCAAUGCUCUGUUCCUGAAAGCAGAUUUACCUAAACGACGAGCUGUUGCUGCUACAUUACAAUCCAAGCAAUUGCGUUUAGUUUUUCUGACCAAUGUCAUUCAAUCAACGGGGCAGGUUGGCAGUGAAAUGGCACAUCAGCUUUACGUGUUACAAACUCUGAUGUUAGGACUAUUGGAGCAAAGAAUGAUGGCAAAAAUGGAUCCCCAAGACCAAGAUGCCCAUGACAAAAUCAAGGAGCUACGGCGUAUCGCUUUUGAUACAGAAGGUUCUGUUAGCAGUGAUGUAACUGCUCGAAAGCAAGGACAUUUUGCCACAGACUACAAAAAACUAGGUUUUAAGUACAACAUCAAUCCAGCUAAGGAUUUCACUGAAACCCCACCAGGAAUGCUGGCUCUCGACUGCAUGGUUUAUUUUGCCCGAAACCACAUGGAAAGUUACACAAAAGUAGUCCUCGAAAACUCCUGCCGAGCAGAUGAACAUGAGUGUCCUUUUGGAAGAACUAGUGUUGAGUUAGUGAAACUAUUGUGUGAGGUGCUUCGAAUUGGUGAAGCCCCAAGUGAGCAGGGUCAAUCUUAUCAUCCAAUGUUUUUUACGCACGACCAUCCAUUUGAAGAAUUUUACUGCGUGUGUAUAGUAUUGUUGAACAAGACGUGGAAAGAGAUGCGAGCAACUACGGAAGACUUUGUGAAAGUAUUUUCUGUAGUGCGAGAACAGAUUACCCGGGCUCUCCAGAGUAAACCUACAGGACUGGACAAGUUCAAAACUAAACUGCAACAGUUAACGUACUCGGUGAUCACAAAUCUCUGGCAACAAGAGAGAACGAAUCGUGAGGAAUGCGAGAGUCAUGCCAAACCCAUAAUUCAACUCAGAGAACAAAUAACUCCAGAAAUUUUGGAUCUCAUACAGCAACAAAGGCUUGGAUUCCUGGUCGAAGGUACUCGCUUUACUAAGUACACAGCUAAAGGAUUGAGAACCAAAGAUAAGUUUUGGUACGUUCGUCUUUCUCCAAACCACAAAGUAUUCCAUUACGGUGAUUGUGACGAGAAAUCCGUGCCAACGAUCGAUGAGCUGCCAACAAAACUAGCUGUGGUUGAGAUUCGUGGAUUAUUAACUGGCAGAGACUGUCCACACAUGAAAGAUCUUCAACGGCGCAAGACUACUCAUCAGCUUGCAUUUUCCUUAGCUCUUGACUCAGUUGAGGUUACUAGUCUUGAUUUUGUUGCUCCAGAUGAGCAAGUUUUCGAUUACUGGACAGAUGGAAUCAAUGCAUUACUCGGUAACAGGAUGACGAGUAAAGAGACGGAAAACGACCUCGAAAUUCUUUUAUCAAUGGACAUUAAACUAAGAUUGCUAGAUGCGGAAGGAAUAGACAUUCCACAAGACCCACCCCCCAUUCCAGAAAAUCCACCGCACUACGAUUUUUGUUAUGAGCUGAAUGCUGGGGAUCAUCGGCAAAAUAGUCAGGAGGACAAAGGAUGAAUUCCACGAGAUUGAGGAUGGGCCCUCUGCUGAACGGAUUCAAAUAACGUCCACGUUUGUCCCUGAGUAACGAAGUAAGCAAAGAAAGGAACAAUGUUUACGGAAGUGCACGUCAAAAUCCAUCCAAGCCCGCAGAAAACAAACGCUUCAACGAGACCCAGGACAUAGAGCAAUUGGAUUCCCUCGAUUGCGAUGCAGUAGCAGGCAAAGUAGAGAGUGAAAGAGCAAUUGACAGCAAUGCUCAGUACGAAGUGGAA
Athalia rosae (coleseed sawfly) is the source of this 2725-nucleotide messenger RNA. RefSeq names its product engulfment and cell motility protein 1 (gene Ced-12). The coding region runs from base 249 to 2468 and encodes 739 amino acids. NCBI's taxonomy places the organism in Eukaryota, Metazoa, Arthropoda, Insecta, Hymenoptera, Athaliidae. Gene Ontology annotation, biological process: cell motility; actin filament organization. Gene Ontology annotation, cellular component: plasma membrane. The transcript is spliced from 9 exons. The record is from RefSeq and is a predicted model, not a curated record.